AUGUCGUCAACAGGAUGCCCAGCAGCACCUAAGCGCCCGUUAUCGAUGUCCCUCAAUAAAUGGCCUAUGGGCUUAACAAUCAUCACAGUGCUCUCCAAGAUCGCAUCAGCAGCACUUAUCUUGCCAAUCUCGGAGGCCAUUGGACAACUGAAGUGGACUUGGUUCCAUGGGAAGAAAUCUAGGGACGUGUUCGACUUUGAAAUCUUUGAUAAAGCAUCACGCGGUGCAUGGGGCUCAGUCAUGCUCUUAUUCCGGACGAAGGGCAAGUCGCUUGCUGCUUUGGGUGCACUCUUGACAGUGCUCCUACUGGCAAUCGAUACCUUUUUCCAACAAGUGACUGAUUUUCCAGAACGCUGGCAGCCACGAGGGGAUAGCUUCAUUCCGCGCAUCGUUCGUUACGAACCAACCAUCGAAACUGCGUACGAUAAUCUCAGCGAUGUUCCAAUAGCACAAGUAAACGGCGAAUUAAGUAGGGUGAUAAAACCGUUUUUUUACGACAAGAACGGUACCCAGCCGAUUACGACCGGAAAUAGUACUCAGGCCGAGAUACCACUAAUUUGCCCUACUGGUAGAUGUGACUGGCCGGCUUAUGAGACCUUGUCAGUUUGUAGUGCUUGUGAGGAUGUAUCGAAUCUUCUCGAGUACGCCUGUCUCACGACGAGAAUGGACUGGAUGAAGAACUCUACUGGGCCAGGUACAGAGAGAACAUAUCCAAAUGGAACUGCUUGCGGUUUCUUCUUGAAUGCUACCAGCGAAGACCCGGUCCUAAUGUCGGGUUAUCGAGUGGGAAAUGGCACGCCAUCGUUGCAGGGAGAAACCCUUCUCAUGCGCACUCUACCGCUCAUCACAAACCCCUUAAGACAUCCCUUCUACGGCAGCGGAAGCAUCAAAUUCAAACACAUUCCAUACCCUAUCUUGGACGCUUUGAUUGUGAGCUCACCAGAUGGUUCAGUAGACAGCGUCUACGAGAAAAAGCCCCCGGUUGCUCAAGAAUGCGUACUUUCGUGGUGCGUCAAAAAGAUUCGCUCAUCCUAUGUAUCUGGGGGGUAUGAAGAGCAGAUAUUGGAGACUUUCGAGAACACGACCAGCGUUGAUUGGCCAUGGUGGUCCCAAGACUUGCCAGAGUUGGACAUGUUUGAGCUGGAGUUCAAGGCGAACAUUACCAUACAACCGCCAUGGAUGAACAACAGCAAGACCGCCUUUGGAGUCUCCAACGAAACAUUCAUGGACGUUGUCACAAUCAUGGACGAGGUUUUCCCUUCGUUCAUCACCGUGUCCAACGCAUCAGCGCCACCAUUCAUAAAAGUUCGGACAAGCUUCACAGACAAGGUUGUGUUUCGCCCUGUUCGCUUCAGCCCAUGGCUUGCUCCUAACAAUGUGGCUCACCAUCUGGAGCGGAUGGCUCAAGCCGUGACCAAUGCGAUCCGAUCCUAUCCUAGCGAUCAUGAGCUUAUUAAAGGCACUGCGUAUAUACGAGAGACGUACGUUGCAGUACAUUGGGCGUGGCUCACCUUCCCUCUCGCCAUGCUUCUCUUGAGUAUCGUGUUCCUGGCCGCCACUAUACUGAAGACUUCAAGCAAUACCCACAACGAAGUCGGAAUCUGGAAGACAUCUGCUCUCCCUUCUCUGGUGUACGGUUUGCCAAAGGAAAUGCAGAAGGAUCUCAUUUCAACGGCAGCUCCGGUGAGCUCAACAAGCAGAGGUCCGAAGAAGGUGCGGAUCAAGUUAUCUCCACAGCAAGGAUGGAGAGUCUCUGGUCAUGUUCAAGCCGGGCCAGCAGCACCACCCGGGUUCAUAUAG
Pyrenophora tritici-repentis Pt-1C-BFP is the source of this 1800-nucleotide messenger RNA. Its product is annotated as DUF3176 domain containing protein. NCBI's taxonomy places the organism in Eukaryota, Fungi, Ascomycota, Dothideomycetes, Pleosporales, Pleosporaceae. The record is from RefSeq and is a predicted model, not a curated record.